CAGACGUCUAGCGGUCGGUUUCCAACCCUCAGGGCCAUCAGCACCCCUAGACUCGGCCUCUAGGCCGUUGCUGGACUGGGGUGCCGCCUAGGCGGGGCAGGGUUGGCGCAGGGCUUCGGGCCUCCCUUGUCUUCGCGAAAGGUCUUUGCAUUGAAGCCUGUCCGGGAAAUAGAGGAAAAGGAGUUGCUGGAGACAGUUGGCCGAAAAUAACGAAAUUGACCUGUUGAGAAACGUGAUACAAAUACUGGGAAAAACCUGCUCUUCUACACAAAGGGUAGGACAAUGUCACAAGUUAAAAACUCUUACUCCUUUGAUGCUCCCUCGGACUUCAUCAAUUUUACAUCUUUGGAUUAUGAGGAAGAUACAGAAAAUGUAGAUUCAUGGUUCGAGGAGAAGGCCAAUUUAGAGAAUAAGUUUCUUGGGAAAAAUGGGACAGGAGAGCUUUUUCAGAACAAAACUUCCUUGAGAAAAGCAAAUCUUCAGCAAGCUAGUCUCACACCUUUGCGACCAGUUGAGAACACUUACUACAAAGAGGCAGAAAAAGUAAAUCUUACGGAACAUUCUGAUUCAUCAAAUGCUUGUUGCACCCUGGAAGUUGAGGGAACCAAAUCAAGAAAUGCUCCAGCCCAGCCUCAGAGGAUAUCUCUUAGACUCUCUGCCCAGAAGAAUAUGGAGAAGAAAGAAAAACACCAUGUUCAAAUGAAAGCAAAGAGAUGUGCCACUCCUGUAAUCAGUGAAAUUCCACCUUCCAAGAAAAUGAAAAUUUCUCAAAACAGAAAGGAUCCAGAGGAAGAGGAAGAGGGCAGUGCUCAAGAUACUUCCAAAAAGAAUAAAUUUUCCCCAAAGAAAGCCAAGGGCAGACAUACUACACCUCAUGUACCAACUAUAAAGCAGAAAGUUCUCAAAAGUACUGAGGAGCAAGAGUUGGAAAAGAGCAUGAAAAUGCAGCAGGAGGUGGUAGAAAUGCGGAAAAAGAAUGAAGAGUUCAAGAAACUUGCUCUUGCAGGAGCAGGGCAACCUGUGAAGAAAUCAGUGAGCCAGGUAACCAAAGUAGUUGACUUCCACUUCUGCACAGAUGAGCGAAUCAAACAGCAUCCUAAGAACCAGGAGGAAUAUAAGGAAGUGAACUUUACAGCUGAAUUGCGAAAGCAUCCUCCCUCUCCUGCUCGAGUGGCUAAGGGAUGUACUAUUAUUAAGCCUUUCAACUUGUCCCAAGGAAGGAAGAGAACAUUUGACGAGGCUGCUUCUGCAUAUGUGUCCCUGGCACAGCAGGUUGAGGCGUUCCAUAAACGAACCCCUAACAGAUAUCAUUUGAGGAGCAAGAAGGAAGAUAUUAGCCUUUUAUCCUCCAAAUCUUCUGUGACCAAGAUAUCCACAGAGCCACAGACCCCUGUACUGCAAACCAGAUUCCGAGCGAGGCCUGUGACCUGCAAAAGUACAGUGGAACAGGAGGCUGAAGAGCUUGAGAAACUGCAGCAAUACAAAUUCAAAGCACGAGAAGUUGAUUCCAGAAUUCUUGAAGGUGGGCCCAUCUUGCCCAAGAGACCACCUGUGAAACCACCCACUCAGCCUAUUGGAUUUGAUUUGGAAAUUGAGAAAAGAAUCCAGGAGCGAGAGUCAAAGAAGAAGUCAGAGAAUGAACACUUUGAAUUUCAUUCCAGACCUUGCCCUACUAAGAUCUUGGAAGAUGUUGUGGGUGUUCCUGAAAAGAAGGUACUUCCAAUCACCGUUCCCAAGUCUCCAGCCUUUGCGUUGAAGAACAGAAUCCGAUUGCCCACCAAAGAAGAUGAGGAAGAGGAUGAACCGACAGUGAUAAGAGCUCAGCCUAUGCCACAUUAUGGCGUGCCUUUUAAGCCCCAUAUCCCAGAGGCAAGAACUGUAGAAAUAUGCCCUUUCUCCUUUGAUUCUCGGGACAAAGAACGCCAGUUACAGAAGGAGAAGAAAAUAAAAGAAUUGCAGAAAGGAGAGGUACCCAAGUUUAAGGCACUUCCCUUGCCUCAUUUUGAUAGCAUUAAUCUGCCAGAGAAGAAGGUCAAGAAUGUGACCCAGACUGAGCCAUUUGCAUUGGAGACUGACAAAAGAGGUGCUAGGAAGGCUGAGACAUGGAAGCACCAGCUGGAGGAAGAACUGAAACAGCAGAAAGAAGCAACUUGUUUCAAGGCUCGUCCAAACACUGUCAUCUUCCAGGAGCCCUUUGUUCCCAAGAAAGAGAAAAAAUCAGUUGCUGAGGACCUUUCUGGUUCUCUAGUUCAGGAACCUUUUCAGUUGGCCACUGAGAAGAGAGCCAAGGAGCGACAGGAGCUGGAAAGGAGAAUAGCUGAGGCGGAAGCCCAGAAAGCCCAGCAGCUGGAGGAGGCCAGAGAGCAGGAGGAAGAACAGAAGAAGGAGGAGCUGGCCAGGCUACGGAAAGAACUGGUGCACAAGGCAAAUCCAAUACGCAAGUACCAGGCUGUGGAGAUAAAGUCAAGCAACCAGCCUCUGACUGUCCCUGUCUCUCCUAAGUUCUCCACUCGAUUCCACUGCUGAAUUAAGCUGUGAGCUCCAGAUACUGCCUGGCAGCAGGAGCUGCUCAUUACGUCACACCAGGCAUGGAUAGAACUCUUUUCUCCAGACUCACCAACCCAUGCCUAUCAGCAUACCUACAACUGUGGGGCCAGUUCUGUGGAGAAGUGUUUUCAUACAUUUUAAGGCUAAAAUGAGACUCAACUAACUUAUGUAUUCCUUGAUGAGACUUCUAGUGGUUUCCUUUAGACAUCAGUUUACCCUUAAUUAGAAUUUCAAGUCUCUGUGUCAGCACAGUGCAAUUUCUUUUUCCCUUUAUCCCUUCCCUUUAUAUAUAUAUAUAUAUAUUUUAAUCAGAAAAUAAAGAUAGUUAAAUCUUGAGGUAGGAUGUAAGUCAUGGUUUAAAUGAGGAACAGUCAGUAUAUCAGAUUCUUUCCUCUUCUCUGUACAAAAUGAGUUUAUAAUUAAGAGCCUUAUGCCAUGAGAGUGGAGAACCUCAAUCACUGUGCCAGUGAAGAAGACCACAUGGCCUCCUGCAGACACACAGCAGCCACUUGGCAAGCUUCUAGCAGAGCUGCUGUUAAGGCCCAUUCCCGCCUUGGUGCUGAGUACAUUUUAGGACCGGGCCAGGAAUAAAUGUAUUUUGUCUUUCCCCUCCCUGGUUUUGUUACUUGGUGUUUUAAAAUUUAAGCUCUUUUUGAGGUCACAUCAUAUUGGGAAAGUGAGUGAUUUGAAAUGUGGCUCCAGGAUCUUUCCAAAACUCAGGCUCUAUCCUUAAAGGAAAGUGCUUUGUAACUUUUUUCUAUCCAUGGCAGAAUAUUACUCCAUAUUUUGUUAACUCGCUUCCAGUAACCACCUAAUCAUGUGUUAUACCUUCACAUAGAUUGUGCCUUCUUCCCUAGAUGAGUUUUUUUCUCAUCCUUAUAAGAUUCAGCUCAAGUAAAAUAUAUUUUAGAAUUCUUUCCUUAACCAUCUGACCUAAGAUAAGGAUGGUCACUUCCUUUGUGCCUUCCAAGUGUUUCUUGUAUGAAAUAUCUCUAGAGCAAUUGUCUCCUAUCUGAGUUGCUUAUAGUUCUUCACAAAAUAAUAGAGAUAUGUCAGUUUCUUGAAGACAAGAAUUAUUGUAGUCCUCUGUAUUUCUUGUGAUUGGCACAUAAUUGGCUUAGGUCUAUGUUAAGUAAUACAUUUUCUUUUGACUUUCCAUUAUUUUUGAGUAUCUACUCUGUCAUUCGUCUACUUCUGUGCCAAGAGAUACAAAAGCAGCCGUGUUCUGUACAGACUGGUCCUAAGCACCAUAUAUGAUAUGAGACCUAAUGCUUUAUCCAUGCACUGAGCAUUUAUGGAUUUUCUGUUAUAUACAAGCCACUGUAGAUCCAGCAACAGGUGACAGCAAGGUAGUGCUUCUCAGUAUGACUUAUAGAUUGCUCCCUCCUAGAGGCCAUGGAUCACCACAAAAUGAUGUUCUUUAUUUCCCAGAGAUAGGUAGCAUAUGGUUUUAUAAUCAUUUAUUUAGUUCAUUUAAUAAACAUUUAUGGUGCUAAAUAUAAACGUACACACCACCCUCUUUGGGUACUGUUCCAGUCUCUGGGUAUACAGCACUGAGAAAAAAGGACUGUACCUUUGAUGGACCUUAUUAUGUUUUAGUGGGAGGGAGAGACAGUAACAUGGAAGUGUUCUUCUGUCUGAUGAGAGAUCUUACCAUACCUGCUGUGCAGAUAGUCUAGGGUGGAAGAGGAGCAUGUGAGAUUGGGAAGGCAGUGCUGCCAGUAGCUUGGUAGGGUGGUUGCAGUGGAGGUGGUAAGAGAUGGUUGACUUCUGAGUGAAUUUGACCUUGUAAUUGAUAAGACUUGCUAAGGGAUUGGACCUGGAGAGAGAGGGGAGUUACGAAGGCCAUACAGCUGUCAGCCUCAGACAGACAUAGUCCUCCAUCGCUUGUACAAAGAUGAACCCAGUUCUUGGAUUCUUGGUUGUAUUUUUCUGGACAUGUAUUGCUUUGGUUUUUCCACCCCUACUAAUCUCUUGGUUUCUUCUCUGGAUCUGUCCUGUGUAGCUUUUCUCUCUACUUGUGUCACAAUUCUCCUCUACCAGUUCCCUAAUUCAUGUGUUUCCAUCUGACAUCACUUUUUCAUGUAUCUUGUAUGUUUUUGUUUUUGAUUGUUGGGACAAUAAAUCUAGCCCUCUGAGUA
Heterocephalus glaber (naked mole-rat) is the source of this 4688-nucleotide messenger RNA. RefSeq names its product TPX2 microtubule nucleation factor (gene Tpx2). Gene Ontology annotation, biological process: activation of protein kinase activity; regulation of mitotic spindle organization. Gene Ontology annotation, cellular component: microtubule; spindle. NCBI's taxonomy places the organism in Eukaryota, Metazoa, Chordata, Mammalia, Rodentia, Bathyergidae. The record is from RefSeq and is a predicted model, not a curated record.